AUGCAGAAUAUAAGACACAUUGGGAAAACGGGGAAAGAUGGAUUCAGGCUUCUUUCCCUUGAUCCCAUAGCUGUGAAAAGCAAAGGAGAAAUGUUCCAGCCUUCUGAUCAUCUUUGUGGCUCUCCUCUGGACCCUCGCCAACAGGACCAUGUCCUUCUUGGGUUGAGGACUCGAGAGCUAGACACAGUACUGCAGGUAGAGUCUUAUGAGAGUGGAGUAGAGGGGCAGAAUCAUGUCCUUUGUCCUGCUGGCCAUGCUUCUUCUAAUGCAGCUCAAGAUUAUACCUUUUUUUAUUUUCUUUUUAUUUCAGUGUGUGCAGAAACUUACAAUCCUGAUGAGGAAGAGGACGACACAGAAUCUAGGAUUAUUCACCCUAAAACAGAUGAUCAAAGAAACAGGCUGCAAGAGGCAUGCAAGGACAUUCUUCUUUUUAAGAACCUAGAUCCGGAACAGAUGUCUCAGGUGUUAGAUGCAAUGUUUGAAAAGCUGGUUGAAGGAGGGGAACAUGUCAUUGAUCAAGGGGAUGAUGGUGACAACUUCUAUGUCAUUGACAGAGGUACAUAUGAUAUUUACGUAAAAUGUGAUGGUGUUGGAAGGUGUGUUGGAACCUAUGAUAACCGAGGAAGUUUUGGUGAGUUGGCCUUAAUGUACAAUACACCCAGAGCAGCUACAAUUAUAGCUACCUCUCCUGGUGCCAUCUGGGGUUUGGACAGGGUAACGUUCCGAAGAAUCAUUGUAAAAAAUAAUGCCAAAAAGAGAAGAAUGUAUGAAAAUUUUAUUGAGUCAUUGCCAUUCCUUAAAUCUUUAGAAGUAUCUGAGCGUUUAAAAGUGGUUGAUGUGAUUGGCACCAAAGUGUACAAAGAUGGAGAACAAAUCAUUGCUCAGGGUGACUUGGCAGAUUCUUUCUUCAUUGUGGAAUCUGGAGAAGUAAGGAUUAUAAUGACAAGGAAGGGUAAACAAGAUGUAGAAGAGAAUGGAGCAGUUGAAAUAGCUCGAUGCUCAAGAGGACAAUAUUUUGGAGAACUUGCUCUUGUAACCAACAAACCACGAGCCGCUUCUGCGUUUGCUCUUGGCACUGUCAAAUGUUUAGUUAUGGAUGUGCAGGCAUUUGAAAGGCUUUUGGGACCUUGUAAGGAGAUUCUGAAAAGAAACAUUGCAAACUAUGAAGAGCAGCUAGUUGCUUUGUUUGGAACGAACAUGGACAUUGCUGAUCCCAGUGCAUGAAAUACACAUUGGAGCGACCAGAUCUGUUAUGAGGAUAUAGCACAGUGGUGGUUAGUCCACUAAGAAAUUGUCUCUCUUCCUAUAGAUGCCAAGCAUUUUCUGUGAUUUUAAAAGUGGGUUUGGG
This is a messenger RNA of Merops nubicus (carmine bee-eater), 1348 nucleotides long. RefSeq names its product protein kinase, cAMP-dependent, regulatory, type II, beta (gene PRKAR2B). Lineage: Eukaryota; Metazoa; Chordata; Aves; Coraciiformes; Meropidae. Bases 1 to 1224 code for a protein of 407 amino acids. The transcript is spliced from 11 exons. The record is from RefSeq and is a predicted model, not a curated record.